Pseudomassariella vexata is the source of this 589-nucleotide messenger RNA. RefSeq lists its product as uncharacterized. Lineage: Eukaryota; Fungi; Ascomycota; Sordariomycetes; Amphisphaeriales; Pseudomassariaceae. The coding region runs from base 95 to 544 and encodes 149 amino acids. The record is from RefSeq and is a predicted model, not a curated record. The transcript has a single exon.
UAAAGAUGCAUUCCCGUAGUCGGUCGGUCGGUGUAGGUUUGGCGUUUAUGCGACGCACGAGGAAGGGGAGGUUCGAUGGAGUGAAUCCACAGCGAUGCGCCACGGCCUUGGAUCGACGUGGUACAAUCGUCCUGCUCUGGAGUUGCACAAGGCAGGUGUGGUAAGAACGAUUCAGCGACGUCUCGCAGUAUUAGCAAAAAAGGAAUUCAGGCACUUCAAAGGAGAUAAAAGGCAUGAAGUCCGAUAUGAAGAUGUAGCAGCAUUUCGGGAUCCUUUGUUUCUGGCUCGGCAACGAGAAUGGCCCUUUACUUGCUUGGGUAAAGUAUUUGGUACUAGGGCCAAGGCUCAGCACUUGCAGCUGAAGAAACCGCCAGCAAGACGAACUCCAUUGGUUCGUGGGAAGCUGACGAACAGGACCAUCCUUGCCCACUGUAAAGACCCCGGCCGCGCCCCUGAGACGAAACCCAACCUGAAGCCGCCAACUGACAGGCGGCCUCGUCACGUAACAAAAAAGAUCAGUUGGCCCAUAAGCCCCAAUUUCUAGGUCAAUUUCUAGGUCGUGGAGUCCCCAGACCCGGCCGUGUUUCGU